Messenger RNA from Caenorhabditis remanei, 270 nucleotides. RefSeq lists its product as uncharacterized. The transcript has 2 exons. NCBI's taxonomy places the organism in Eukaryota, Metazoa, Nematoda, Chromadorea, Rhabditida, Rhabditidae. Bases 1 to 270 code for a protein of 89 amino acids. The record is from RefSeq and is a predicted model, not a curated record.
AUGAAGAUUUGUGAAUACUGUGAAUCGACUGCCCCUGGAUACCGUUUCAUUCACAUGUACAAGCCUGCAGUCUCGCAAGUUUUCUAUGACUGUGUGAUCAACAACAACAUCAAUUUCCAUGCAAAUCCUUUUGCUGUUGAGAGUGGUUCAAACAAUGGAUGCGGUAUUUCACCAUCUGCCGCUCAUUCGUUUACUCACAACAGUCAAUUGGAGCCAAAUAUUGUUGAACCAGGACCGUCGACAUCAACGGCAACCGAUUCUGGUAGAUAA